Messenger RNA from Pelodiscus sinensis (Chinese soft-shelled turtle), 3047 nucleotides. Lineage: Eukaryota; Metazoa; Chordata; Testudines; Trionychidae. The record is from RefSeq and is a predicted model, not a curated record.
GGGCAGGGUGCAGAAAAGGGGCAUCCCCGGAAAAGCCCAGCGCCUGUGCCGUGUCCCCUGGGCAGAGCGGGGGGCUGCGGCAGAGCCCGAAGAGCUUAUGAGGGAGCAUGAUGGAGGUCCUGAGAGAGCACGGGGAAGAGGAGGAGGAAGAAAAGGAAGCCUUUGUGAUUAGUGAUGAACUCCAAGACCUGGAAGAGAAGCUGUCGAAGAUCCAAGUCCACAUCCCGAAUGUUGUAUCUGACUUUGACUGGAGUUCCAUUGACACGUCCCAGUUACCAGCUUCCUACAAGACAAAUUCUGCCAAGGAGAAGAUGCUGCUGCAAGUCGCUGACAAUUUCCACCGACAGUAUGUGCACCUCUGCCCAGACCGCGAGCCUCUCUUCCUCCACCCAUUAAAUGAGUGUGGAGUGGAGAAAUUUGUGAGCACCACCGUGCGCCCGACUCUGCAGCCGUACCCGGAGCUGUACAACUGGGAUGGCUGCGCCCAGUUCGUCUCUGACUAUCUCACCAUGGAGCCCCUCCGCUCCACUAUCAUGCCGCCCAGCUUCCUGCCCUCCCCAACCACCACCCUGAGGUACCAAAGGGGGAAUUGCUUCGGUUUCAGCGUGGUCCUCUGCUCCCUGCUGAUCGGGGCAGGCUACGACGCCUACUGCGUGAACGGCUACGCCACGCGGGAAAUCUGCCUGAUGGACGAGACCAAGGAAGUGUGCCCCCUGCUGAAGAAGUCAAAGAAGAUCCUGAAAGAGCCUGUGAAGGAGAAGGUGAAAAAGUAUGCAAUCAAGCCCCCCCGGGACCUACGCAGCAAAUUCGAGCUCCAGCAGGCGGCCAAGAAGGAAGCCGAAAUUGUAGCCGCACAGGAGAAGAAGCAGAAGGAGGAAGAAGAAAGGAUCGUGGAAGCGGAAAAGCCAAAGCCGGACCCUUUGUACGGGCUACGCGUCCACGCCUGGGUUCUGGUUUUGGCGGGGAAGCGGGAGGUGCCGGAGAGCUUCUUCAUUGAUCCCUUCACAGCAAACAGCUACAGCACCACCGACGAGCAUUUCCUCGGCAUCGAAAGCGUCUGGAACCACAAGAACUACUGGAUCAACAUGCAGGACUGCUGGGACGGCUGCAAGGGGCUGGCCUUCGACCUUGGGGACCCCGUGCGGUGGGAGUUCAUGCUGGAGGGGACCGACAAGCCCCUCCUGUUGCUGCCGGAGGAGUAUGAAGAGGAGUUAGCUGAUGAGGACCUGGAUGACUUUGACAAGGAGGAGGAAGAGAAGGGUUUUGACAUGCCGGCGUCCUGGGUGGACCCCGUUCAAAUAUCGCGGAAAGAAUUUGAGACCCGGUGUCCCCAGGGGAAGAAGGUGAUCCAGUACAAGAACGCCAUGCUGGAGAAGUGGGCGCCCUACCUGAACAGCAACGGGCUGGUCCAACGCCUCACCGUCUAUGAGGACCCAGAAUGUACCCGGGUGCUGGAGGUCAAGGAGUGGUUCAAAAACCGAGAGGACAUGAUGAACAUGAGACAACUGAAUAAAAAAACCGAGGUGACGACAGAGUACUUCAGUCCGGGACAUGUCCAGGGACUCAAAGCCCACACCUACAAAACGAUGGAGCCGGAGACAGAGCGCACCAUGGAGUUUUACAGCGAGACACGAGUAGACGGCCUUCAAAAACGGGUUGAAAAUGCCAAAGAGAUGACGGAAUACUUUGAAGGGCGGUCAGAUUUCCUGCACUACCGGCACGCGAUGUUUGGCAAAAAGACAAAAAGAGCACAGAUGCUCAUCGCUAACACUGAAUCGAAUGCCCGGCCCAUCUUGCAAAUCAAGGAGCAGUUCCGUAGAAACACCCAAAAGCCAGCUGAUGACGAUGUAGCAGAGCGCAUCUUUAUGAUCUCGGAGGAGCGGAUUAUGCUGACGUAUCAUUGCAAGGACAGUUACAUCACGGCCUCGAAGAAGGAGUUCAUCAAACAAAAGGAGGAAGAUAAUAAAGGAAACAAGAUCAUCAUGACCUCCGAUAUGUGCAUCAGCUACCAGGUGGGGUCUUUUCAGAAGAACAAGAAGCUGCUGCAUCUCUAUGAAAUGAUGCUGAAGCUAAUGGAUGCAGAAAAGCACCUGAGGCAUCAAGUCUGGGAGUCUGAAACAGAGGUGUUAGAAAUUCUCAAGAUCCGGGAGGAAGAAGCAGCUACCAACAAGCUGACGGUUUCUAUGUAUGAUACAGAAAGGAAUGAAAAGAGCAAACAACAUCGAGAGACGAUGGAGCGUCUGAUGCAAGAAGAGAGACAGAGACAAGUGGAGCAGGACCUAGAUUACCUGGCACCCUUCCUGAUUCAAAUGGGCAGCACAGAGAAGAUGACCAAGUGGCAAGCCCUCCGCCUCAAGGAAGACUGCCUGACUGAUUUCAAGCACCGGCUCAUUGAGAAGGCCAACUUCAUCCAGGCUCGCUUUGAGAAGGUCACGCCCCCUUUCGCAUGGUCCACUCCUUGGCUCCAGCAGUGCAUCGGGGCGCCUUUGCUCCGGGAGGGGACCACAUGGGGCUCUCCCUCCAUUUUACAGCAGGAGACACAGGAGUUACAAAAGAAACAACAGUGGUACCAGCAAAACCAGCUCUCUAUGACCUUGGAGGACGAGGAUGCCUACCUAACCUACUGCUCUGAUGCCAUGUUCCGGAUUCACAUUCUGGAAAUACGGCUUAACAGACACAAAGAGAUGGCACCACAGAAAUACAUGGAACUGGACGAGAAAUUGUGCAAGGACCCUCGCCUGGCCGAGUAUCUCAAAUUUAAUGUCUGAUAUAGUCCCUGUUCUCCCACAGCAGUCCCUGGAAACGGUACACAGAGUGGGUUGACCUAACCGUAAGAGCUGCUGGCAAGAAAGGUAGCAUCUUCUUCCUGCUUGUGUUCAGUGACCCAUGUGUGGUCUGGCUGGUCAAAUUUCCCUCAAGGCCUCUCGGCUGUUUUCUCCAGGAGCUGCUGGGCUCGCCACGAGGAAGGUUAUAAUGGCUGGAUUACCUUGUUUGUAAGUUUCAUUUCCACCUAUUGCAUUUAUCCCUUUUUAUUUCAUUAAAUGUUU